This is a messenger RNA of Drosophila novamexicana, 1033 nucleotides long. RefSeq names its product 60S ribosomal protein L7a (gene RpL7A). Gene Ontology annotation, biological process: ribosome biogenesis. Bases 94 to 909 code for a protein of 271 amino acids. The record is from RefSeq and is a predicted model, not a curated record. Gene Ontology annotation, cellular component: ribonucleoprotein complex. Lineage: Eukaryota; Metazoa; Arthropoda; Insecta; Diptera; Drosophilidae. The transcript has 4 exons.
UUUCUGACGGGCAGACGUAAAGCUGGUCUUUUUAAACGACCCGCAAAAUAAUCUGCUUUUUUUGUUAGCAUCGUUAAAUAAAACUGUGUGAAAAUGGUUGUUAAGAAGCCCAGGCCAAAGAAGAAGCCAGUGACCAAGAAGGUGGCCCCAGCCCCAUUGGCUGUGAAGAAGCCCGUGGUCAAGAAAGUUGUUAACCAGCUCUUCGAGAAGCGUCCCAAGAACUUUGGCAUUGGCCAAAAUGUUCAGCCCAAACGUGAUUUGUCGCGUUUUGUGCGUUGGCCCAAAUACAUUCGCGUUCAGCGCCAAAAGGCUGUGCUGCAGAAGCGUCUGAAGGUGCCGCCACCAAUUAACCAGUUCAGCCAGACCCUGGACAAGACGACAGCCGUCAAGCUAUUCAAGCUGCUGGAGAAAUAUCGUCCAGAGUCACCGCUGGCCAAGAAGCAGCGCCUAAAGAAACUGGCCGAGGCCAAGGCCAAGGGCAAGGAAGUGGAGCCCAAGAAGAAGCCCAGCUUCGUGUCGGCCGGCACCAAUACCGUCACCAAGCUCAUCGAGCAGAAGAAAGCUCAGCUGGUUGUCAUCGCUCACGAUGUCGAUCCUCUAGAGUUGGUGCUCUUCCUGCCCGCCUUGUGCCGCAAAAUGGGCGUACCAUAUUGCAUUGUGAAGGGCAAGGCACGUUUGGGACGUCUGGUGCGCCGCAAGACCUGCACCGCUCUGGCCCUGACCACCGUUGAGAACAACGACAAGGCCAACUUUGGCAAGGUGCUGGAGGCCGUUAAGACCAACUUCAAUGAGCGCCACGAGGAGAUCCGUCGUCACUGGGGCGGUGGUAUUCUCGGCUCGAAGAGUUUGGCUCGCAUCGCCAAGCUGGAGCGUGCCAAGGCUCGUGAAUUGGCCCAGAAGCAGGGUUAGGUUUAUCCAGAUGCACGCACCAACUAUUGUAUGCCUAAAAGCAAAUGGACGUCGAUUCAAGUAGAGAGUUGAUCCCAUACAACAACAACAACAACAAAUAAACAUUUAAGUGUACAAUUUUUAA